CCCUCGUAAACCACCUGACAGCUGAGCCCCACCUCGAGCGCUCGCAGUCGCAGCCUGCCAGUCUACCACCACUCCUCCCACCCCACACAUGGAUUUCUCCGGCGGCGGCGGCCGCAGCCGCGCCGAGCCGGCCCGGUGGCUGGAGAUCGCCGGGAAGCUCCUCGCCGCGCGGGACCUGGUCGGCUGCAAGCGACUGGCGGAGCGCGCGGUGGAGGCUGACCCGGACCUCCCGGGUGCGGACGAGCUCCUCGCCGUCGCCGACGUCCUCCUCGCCUCCCAGCGCCAGCUCCCCUCUGGCCGACCCGAUCCGGUCGCCGUGCUCCAGCUCCAGCCCGCCCCCGGCCUUGACCCCGCCGCCGCCAAGCGCUCCUUCCACCGCCUCUCUCAGCUCGUGUCUUCCUCGCGUAACCCCCGUCCCGCCGCGGACACCGCCCUCCACUUCAUCCAAGAAGCCUUCGCUGACCUCUCCAACAACGCAUCCGCUGAUCCACCUCCUGCUCCCGCUGCCGCUCCUCCUCCUCCUAUUCCUGCUCCUGCUCCAGCUCCAGCUCCUUCUCCUAUUCCUGCUCCUGCUCCUGCUCCUGCUCCUGCUUCUGGGGACGCCUCCGCCUCGGCUGAUGCCGAUGCGUUCUGGACGGUGUGCCCCUACUGCUGCCAUGUGUACCAGUACCAGCGCGCGCUGGUGGGGCGCACGCUCAGGUGCCAGAGCGCCGGGUGCAGGCGAGCGUUCGUGGCCACCGAGAUCCCUAACGCCCCGCCUAUUGUGCCCGGCACCGACAUGUACUACUGCGCGUGGGGGUUCGUCCCCAUGGGUUUCCCUAAGGCAGCCGAUUUGAGCACCAACUGGAGGCCAUUUUGCCCCAUGUUUACUGGGAAUUCUGAAUCUCCGCCACAGCCAGCACCUGCGGUGACUGUGAAUGUUGAUGUACAGAAUGUUGAGAAUAAUGGCGGUGCUGAUGUACAAAGUGUUGAGAAUAAUGGAGGACCCAUUAACGCCAAUUCAACGCCAGCAAGUGUGCAGCCCCCAGAUAAGAGUGGUGACACUGGCCGUGCAUCAGGUCCAUCUAGAGGAAGGAUGAAGAAGACAACAGCCCGCAAGAAGGUUGGUGUUGUGCCCAAGAAACAAGGUUCCAGUAGCGUGGGAAGUGGCAUUGGGCCAUCUAUGCUUGGGGCAGUUUCGUUGAAUGGGGAUACAGGAAGUGGGCAGACAGUGGGUACUAGAGAGAUCAACAUAAAUGAGGUGGCAAAGCCAAGUGAUGGCGCCACAAUGUUGAAUUUUGGCGUGGAUGAGGAUAUCGGGUUUGAUUUGGAUGUUGAUACAACUGAUGCUAUAUUGGGGAAUUUGCACAACCUACCAUUCUUGAGGGAGGAUGACAAUAACAGAAGGAUGUUUUAGUUCUCAAUGUGCUCAGUGUAGGUGUUCGUAGAGGUGUUGUGUAUCAUAUGGUUGAAGGAAUUCCUACUUAGUCUGAUCCUUCACUACUACCCUUGGUUCCAUUGGUACCAUUUCUCAUCUUGAUUCUGUGUUCUGUAGUUAGCUAGUGAUCUGCUGUACCGUCUGGGUCAGUGCACUUUACAAAUCUGUAGAGUAGAGUAUCCCAAAUUAGUCGGGGGACGUCGGACGUGUAAUAUGUGCCAUCCACUGAUUAGCAUAAGGAGGUAACUGGUGAAUGGAGCAAUGCGCUCGGCAUGGAUGAUUGGUGAGGCUUUUAGUUUUUAUAAGGGUUAUGAUGCAACAGAGGUCAUAUGGAGCAGUAGCAGAUAAAUGCCAAUAUCUCAAUCAAAAACUCUAUGCAUUUCUUGUCAUCAGUUGAUUGCCUUCACUAGUCAUUGAAGUUCGGAGGAGCUGAAUAAGAGAAGUGGUUUGGCCGCAUGGGCGAAUGGCCGUAUGAAUUAUAAUUCUUUCUUUGUUGUUUGCCAUAUGCUAAGCUAUUGAUUUCCUCACCUGAACUAAUUGGGAUUUGUAUGUGCCAAAUUUUCCAUCGUAAGCGGAAAAUAGUCAUCACGAGCUUCAUGACCUCAAAUCGUUAUAUGUUUUUGUUUCGCAAAAAAUAAAAGGUUAUAUAUUUUCUUGUUGCUGGGACAGAUAAUUUUACACGAUGUGGUAACUAUUUGUAUAUUGGAUUUAUGAAUUUCAGCUACAGCAGCAAGGAUAUAAAUAAGAAAGAAGCUCCAAAUUCCAUA
Molecule: messenger RNA, 2184 nt
Organism: Sorghum bicolor (sorghum)
Lineage: Eukaryota; Viridiplantae; Streptophyta; Magnoliopsida; Poales; Poaceae
Product: translation initiation factor IF-2
Exons: 2
Coding region: 89-1396 (435 amino acids)
Source: RefSeq, a predicted model, not a curated record